AUGGAGAUAUGGAUUUGGUUAAGGAUUCAGGAUUCUUGGAGAAGGAUUCAGGAUUCUCCUCUUGGUAUCUUCUUUAAUAAUAAGCCUUCUACUUUUGCCAGUGGAGCUCUACAUUGGACAGCUGCAAAAGAAGACUGGAUUGGAGUAAUUGUUUCGUUUGAUUUAACAAGUGAGACAUACAAGGAAGUGCCGCUACCACAGCCUGAUAUUGAGAGUCAUGAACUACAACUGGGGGCUUCAAGAGGAUGCUUAUGCUUACUCACUGAAGUCGUCCAUGGUGAAAGUCAUGAUAUUUGGGUGAUGAUGGAGUAUGGGGUGCCAGAGUCUUGGACCAAAACGGUCACAAUUCCAAGGAGGGUGGGCACUUUCACAAUUCCAAGGAGGUUGGACACUUUACGGUAUACCAGGACCUUAAAACCGCUGACAUGGUCUGUCGAAAAUGGGGAGAUUCUAUUGUAUGCAAAUGGGAAUCUGGUUUCCUACAAUGCAAAUAAGAAUUCACUCGUGCAUUUUGCAAGUGAUGUAAAAAUUCCCAAUUACUCUCUUAGUAGUGUGGGAUAUGAAGAGAGCCUAGUCUCACCCAAUGCUUACAGUAACCUUGGAGCAAACAAAAUUUGUCCUCUCAAUAUCAGAAUUGUACUGAGGAAACUUGUGAACUGUAGUGAUAGAUCCAGGAAGUUUGUCCAGAUCAAGGGAGUGAAGUGA
Fragaria vesca subsp. vesca is the source of this 705-nucleotide messenger RNA. Its product is annotated as F-box/kelch-repeat protein At3g06240-like. The record is from RefSeq and is a predicted model, not a curated record. NCBI's taxonomy places the organism in Eukaryota, Viridiplantae, Streptophyta, Magnoliopsida, Rosales, Rosaceae. The coding region runs from base 1 to 705 and encodes 234 amino acids. The transcript has a single exon.